Molecule: messenger RNA, 2617 nt
Organism: Lineus longissimus
Lineage: Eukaryota; Metazoa; Nemertea; Pilidiophora; Heteronemertea; Lineidae
Exons: 10
Coding region: 191-1243 (350 amino acids)
Molecular function (GO): calcium ion binding
Source: RefSeq, a predicted model, not a curated record
AGGCUUUUGUGCCAUUUGGCAAGAAACUUUUCAAGCAGAGAGUUUCAAACAAGGAACUGUCAGUGCGUGCUUUGCUAAGUUAUCAAACACUUUCGAAGGGCGUUGAAUGAUAUUUUGACGGUGCGAGAGCUUAGAAGAUUCCUGGAAGUUUCCCGAGAGUCCAGCAACGGACGUUGAGCGUCUUGAAAGGAUGUCGCAAGACACGAAUGGUAAGACUGAAAAGCCGGCUCGCAGUAAUCAUGUGUGUCAUAGCACCAAGCUUCAUCUGACAGAGACGCAGAUUACGGAGUUGCGAGAAGCAUUCACCUUCUUUGACGAAGACGGCAAUGAGAGGAUCUCAUCUACAGAGUUGAGGAAGGCGAUGCAAGCUUUUGGAGACAACCCCACUUUAGCUGAGGCAGAGGAGAUGAUCAAGGCCGUGGAUCGAGAUGGUAAUGGGACGGUUGAAUUCAACGAAUUCGUUGAGCUGAUGGGAAAGAAGAUGGUGUUCGUGGAUCCAGAGAAAGAGCUUAAGGAAGCAUUUAGGAAGUUUGACAGAAACGGCGAUGGAAAGAUCACGCCAGAGGAGCUGAGAUAUUACUUGACAAACUUUGGAGAUGAGAAGUUUAGUAUUGUAGAGGCAGAGGAGUUUAUACGCGAGUUCGAUACUAAUCAUGAUGGCGUCAUUGAUUAUCAAGAAUUCUGCCAUAUGAUCACAAAUAGCUUCAACAGCAGUCUCGACAUCAGAGCAGUUAGGAGUAGAUUAGGAUUGUUUACUAGAAUAAUGGAGAACCAAAACCAACCAAAGAGACCAAGUAACAUGACGCAGAAGCAGUUCGAUGAUCUGCGCGAUGCAUUCAACCAGUUUGACAAAGACGGUGACAACACCAUAUCCGUUGAGGAGCUCGGGUAUGUCAUCCGGGCCAUGGGACAGAACCCCACAGAGAAGGAGAUACAGAAGAUGAUGGACGCAGCUGAUUUAGAUAAAAGUGGUAGAAUCGAAUUCAACGAAUUCGUUGAGCUCAUGGCCGAGGUUCCUGUGAGUGAGGACCCCGAGGAGGAUCUACUGGAAGCGUUCCGGGUGUUCGACAAGGAUGGGAACGGGUUCGUGACAGCGGAGGAGUUCAAGGCGACCAUGACUGAGAUGGGCGACAUGAAGAUGUCCAUGCAAGAUGUGGAGGACUUUAUCAGGGAAGCGGAUGCUGAUGGCGAUGGCAAUCUGAAUUAUCAGGAAUUCGUCAAAUGGAUCUGUGCAAAGAAAUGAGGUGUGAGAGAGGACUCGGAGAGGAGCGAUAAGAACAUUUCGACCCACUGCCAUAUACAAUAGAGAGCUUUCGCAACUGUUUUAUGAACAGUACGACAUUCAUAUGACGUCAGCAAAACCGGUGUACAUGUACAUGUAAGACUCAUCGUAGUUCGACAUUACGAGGCGGAACCUCUCUGUUCCGGAAGACGUUCGAUUAAUCAAUUCUCGCGAUGUUGCCCCUUGCUAUUUCGUGUCGUUCGGAAAUACGAAACAUACCAAGUAAUACUGCAUACUGACUUUAUCCUGAAUCCAGAACAACUUCUGAGAUCAGAAUUUCAACAUGGUGUACAACUCGACAUCUUUAUGACGAAACCUGAUUUGUAACAUUUCAAUGAUUUAGUUUGUGACAAAUUGAUUUUAAAAGAGAUUAGACGUGACAGUGAAAACAAACUGCCACAAAACCCAAGGCAGAGGACGGUUAUUUUUUAAAUCUUACAAUUGGUGUUACCAGUAAUUGCUAUCUACAGUGUUGGCCUAUACCAUAUUAAUUACUUUAUUCGGUACUUAAAUAUGUCAACGUGUUAAUUUCUUCGUUGUAAUGGCUAAUAUUGUUCGAUUUUUUUAUUGCUUAGUGUCUUUGUGCAUUGUAAUUGUACGACCUAAUCUAUACUAUAUAAUGCGUGUUGUGGCGGCGAAACAGAAGGUGAAUUGGGUUUCAAAAUGGGACCUCGGCAAUGCGUUGAAUGUUUGCAACUUUAGGCCUAGUACGUGUUGAUCAUAUCUAAGAGUGGAAUAUCUCGGUGGGUGUAGGAUAUUUUAGGGAAAUGUCCACUUUCAGGAGCACGCUGACUGAGAGCUGUACCUGCUAAUCGGUUUCUUCUAUAUACAUGUUUAUCAUCUGUCGUGAGAUCAAUUGAGUCUAUAGCUGUGUCGAAUAUGUUAAUAAAUGCAUCGCAUGUAAUUGUCGUCAAUUCAGAGAAAAUCGUAAGUUUGGUGUCAGCUUUAAUUCACAAAUGUAUCCAGAAUUAUUGGCAAAAUCGUAUCUAACAUUCCUUGAUGCAUCUAGUUUGCUUUAUUGAGAUUGAUAAACUUUCAAUUACGCCUACAUUUCGUUACAAAUGGUUUUUAACACGUUUAGAAGCGCAGUAGUAAAUUUAGAUGGUAGAGAUGCAUGUAGCAUGUAACUAACAAGUAACAUGAGUGUUUGAAUUGCUGGUAGACACAUCUCUAUUAGGCAAAAAAAUUAUACGAAUCAUUUUGGCAGUCAUAUUCUCGUGCCUCACCCUUUUCUAAUUUUUUGGACUUAGUAAUAAAUCUAGCGUAUGUAUCUUAUUUUUGUGAAAUAUUUCACAUUAUUUUGCUAUCCUACUGCAGCAUUGUGAUAAAGACGUU